AUGUCAUGUGAUCAGAUCGAGAACGUCAUCAUCAUGGCAGAUCACCCGGUUGAGAACGAAAUAAAACAGAUUUUUAAACGAUUAUUGUCUAUACCUACAAAUAAGGUUAAUUUUAUUGUACCAAUAAAAUAGCUUUAAUGUAAACCUUUUCUUCAAAUACAUCAUUUGAAUGUCAAUCUCAGUUGUGAACUUAUGUGUUGAUUAUCUAGGCACUUAUUUAACUUAUUUUAUUAUAUAAUUUAUACUGUCGACAGUUUCCAUUUCAUUCGUUAUUCUUAUUCAUUAUUUAUUGAAUGUUCAAAAUUUGGCAUUCCAUUUAUUCGGUAUUCGUGCAGUUCAGGUGCGUAUAUAGGGUUUCCAGACGUUAUUACAUAGUACGGACAGUUUGUAUUUUUGACCCCCUUGUCCGCACUUUCCUCUCACUCUCGUCGUCCGGCUUGUUGGUACUUUUGGCAGUGAUGUCUUGCUUGUCAUAACUUCGUUUAUAUCAUUCAAAGCUAGAAAUAUGAAAUUGGUCUUUUUGCAAUGCUUAUAGCUAGCCCUUUAAGGUAAAAGUGGAGUUUAAGUUUAGGUGCUUAUAUUAUUUCUUAACGCUUUUCGUAUUUUAUCAUGUAAACUUACGUGUAUUCUUCAUUAAUUAAAUACAGGCAGUUAUAGAAAUAAACCAAUACUGAAUUUUAAAUCACAUUUUUUCUUUUUAUUUGAUUCUUAAGAGUCUUUAAACAUCCCCAACAAAAGUAACACAGCCCCAUUUGUUUCGCUUUUUUUUUUUCGGCCUAUGGCCAGAUUUUUAACCACCUAUAAUUUAGUAUGCUGAAUAUGAAAUUUUUAAACUGUAGGCAUGUUCACAAAAAGGAAUGAAAUUUAGAUUUUUCAUUACGCACGAGCACCCCCCUUCCCCACCCCCACUUUCUUUUUUUUUUCCUCUGAGCUCUUGAAAUAUACAGGUUGUCCCAUGAAGUCUGGGGGGGGGAGAUUAGAAGUUGAUCACCGACUAAGGCUAAGGCAGCGGACACACAUGUCAUCAUUGUCCUGGAGUGAAGCUGAAAAAAGUGGGGGCAGGGGUGUGUGUUCCACGAAUAUGUGCCAAUGUGUGAUCACGUGUCCACUUUAAAAAAAAAAAUGUGUGACUUGCAGGAAUGGGGGAAAUCAGAUCAUUUAUUGAUAGUCAUCUCAUACUGAUGGCUGCAAAUACGUUGUUCGUGAUUGGUCAGCUCUAAUUUGAGCACCGGGCUCGAGGUCCUAUUGGGAUCUCACCGAAUAUGGGAUCCCACUGGGAUCAAGAUCUCACCGGGCUCGAGAUCCUACCGGGAUCGGGAUCUCAUUUGGAUUGGGAUACCACCGAAAAUGGGAUCUCACCGUGAUCUUACGGGGAUUGGGAUCCCACAAUGGCCGGGAUUCUACCGGUAUUGGGAUCCACCAUGACCGAGAUUCUACCGGGAUUGGGAUACCGCCAUGACCAGAAUUUUACUGGAAUCGGGAUCCCAUCAUGAUCCUUCCGGAUAACGGGGUGUCAGCGGAAAACGGGAAAAACGAAAGGUUUACAUAAGUUAUUUUAAGUGUUUUUAUGGGAGACAAAUUGAUUUUUUUUUUUAAUAUAGUGGUGUUGUUUUGUUGUUAAAAUUUCACUUAAUAGCAAUGUGAAUUAAAAGGAAGUAGAAGAUGUUUUUUUCUGAAUGCAAACCCGGUCAACUCCGGUUAUAUUUGAUAGUAAAGUUAUAAAAUAAAUACAUUUAUUUUAACCAAGAUUCAUCCAAUUGGGCAACUUUUAUAAUGUAUCUUUAAAGACAAAAGAGUUAUCCUUGAUUUACCGCAAUGGCUCCGUAAAAGACAAAAGACUCAUGAAAAUGUCCUUUUUUUAUCUGGUAAAAUUUGUUUAAUUGUUGUUGUAUUCCAAUAAAAAGGUGGUAUUUUACUUUUAAAAUACUUUUUAUAAAGAAUUAACAUAAAUUUACACAUGAAAAUACCAAUUCAAACAGAAAUAAUAUACGCACCUGAACUCCACUUUUACCCCCUUUAAAAUGACAUACCAUUUAUGGCAAUGUGAUAACAUUGAAAAUUUCUGUCGAAGUAACUGUCCAUUUGUCUAUCUUAUUCCUCGGCAAAGGCAAGCACAGUGGGUAUACCAGCACAGUGAAUAGUUUCAGCUCCAUCUGACAGAGUCCAAAAAUUAUAUCUUCAAUGCUAUAACUAAAAAAUCAGGCAAUGUUGUGUAGGAAUUGUAUCAAUUCACAUCAUAAUAAUGUUGACAUUCAUUUAUUUUUACAAAUGAACUAGCUAGAUAUCACUUCAGUAGUACUUAGUACAGUAUUAUAGUAAUAUCUCGUCCACCGUAUCUUCAAUGUGCUAGUUCAGUGGUUCCUAUAAUGUUUCAAUUUCUGGCGCUUAUGGCAAAUUUAGAUUUUCACCAUUCUUUUGCUGUCCUCACGGCGUAGGUACUUUGGUUAAAAAUUUUUAAAUUCUGUAAAAAUAAACCUAUGGCAUAGUUGAAUAGAGCUAAUUUUUAAGAGAAUUAUAACACCAAAAUCAUAUUUUUAGCUUUUAUAGUUUUAUAGUUAUGAAUGGUUAAAGUACAACUUCUGUUUGUCCUUUUUUAACAUGGACAGCAUCUCCACAUUCUGUGACCCUAUUCCCCUGUUCGCUUCAUAAGCUAUAUAACUCGUUUUAAUGAUACUUUUAUCAUGUAGGACUUUUAUUUUCAGAACUAAUGCUGUAUUAAAAAAUAAUUUUAUACAAUUAUAUACUAAUUAUAGUUUAUAUAACUAUGCACUAUAUUUAUCAGUAAAUUUAAAAUAAUGUAUUAAUAAAUGGCUUUUCUGUUAACCAAAUCUACGGUGUCCAUUUCACCGGUAUAUGCUGUAUAGUCUAUAUAAGGCAACUCACCCCCUAAAAUAUUGUUUGGGAUCUACUUACUUUGAACUUACAACUUUGGCACAUGACUAAUUAACUAAAACCUUCCCUGACCAAUGGUUUAAUAGUUUUUGCACACAGCAAACUCUUAUGAAUGAAACUCUUGAGAUAGUACUGCGGUAUACCCAUUAAGCAAGUGGCUGGGAAUGGUUGUCCAUAACGUUUUGCACACAGAUAAUUCUGAUCGUUAAUAAUAUGGACUCUACUGGGUUUUUAAAGCUCAAAUUAAAACAUUCUUUUUAAAUGUCUUCAAAAUGCAUUCUGAAACAGAAGUUAUCAAAUAUUUUGAUGUAUAUAGUGGUGAUAAUUGAAUAUUUCCUAAGCUAAGAAUCAGCGCUUUCCGCCAUUUAAAAGGGGGCAUGAUCACUAAUCCGAAAUGGCCUGUGCGACCUUUGCUUAAUGAGGUCUACACUGACAGAUGUACACAUUGCAUGAUUUUAGUGCUACCAUUAAUGGAAUCUGCGAUUUUUUUUUUUGGUUUGUUUUCGGCUCCGUAGUUUAGUUUGCUUAGUCAGACCUGAUUACUCUUAAGAUUUUGGCGUUCAAAUGUAGGAUUUUGAGAUGUCUUUUACGAUCGUACGCCAAAAAGGAAAUGAGUAAAACUCAAAAUGAGUAAUUCUCAUUCCCUUUUUUUGCUAAUCUGAUUGCAGUCUCUCCCCUUAUUACAAUUUUAUAUGUACGCUGAAACCCACCGGAGCUCCAAUUUUAAGAGACAGGGUUGAAAAAUACAUAGCCAACAUUCCGUUAGUUUUUUCUGAUUAAAAAAAAAAAUUAAUUAAAAAGUAUAUAUUUGAUUGUUGGCUUUAAUUUGCAUUCUACAUCCAGCAGUGAAUGGAUCGAGAAAUACAAUUGGUUGGGGACCAUCUAUAAUUGUAAUACGUUUGCCCUGGGGGGGAAAUGGAGUGGUGUUUAUUUUCGUAAUGAUGGUAAGCCAGGGGGGGGCUCUCGCCAGAAAUUACAUGUCUUAUUCAAUUAUUCUACAAUAUUCAUCCCGAAACUCUGAAUGUUCAACUAACAGCAUAAUUAUAUCUUGAAUGCUGUAAAAUAUCGCCCGUUGUUAAGUAGGUAUUGUGAUGAUGCCAUGUAUUUUAACAAAUGAACUUGGUAGCUAUACUCAGAUAGUAAUCAGUAUUAGAGAUAUUACAGUAAUAUUUAUUUAGUCCACCUUAUGAUCAAUGUGCAUGUGUCAUAUACAUAUAUUUUCUUGUGCAAUGCCAGUGGUUCUCAAAUUUUCGUUUCCCAGCACCUAUGCUAAAUUUAGUUUUUUCACCAGGCUCCCUGAUUGAAAUUCUAAUGAAUACACUUCAAAAUAGCGAAUACAUAAACAAAAUAUAAAGAGUUGGGGGAAAAUAAAUAUGACAUGUAUUUAGGUCACUAAGCGCCAUCUAGAAAAUGAAAACAGUAGUUACUCAAGUGGGUUACUGUUUACACUUUACACCACGACCCAUAUUAGUGACAUUGGAUUAAAAUUAAAAGUGGAAAUAAAGUUAUGAAAAUUUUGUAAUAUUUCGCAACACUCCUGCUAGAAAGCCGCUGCAACACAUAUUUAAAAAAUAUAAAAAUGUGUAUCCCCCCAUCAACCCGGGUGGAACACUAAAAGGAAAAUAAAUUCGGCCUUUCUCUUUGACCAAGUGAACAGUUUAAUUCGCUAUCAUGGUCCAAAGGUGAUUUUUCUCUUAGCCCCAUUCUUGUGGCAUUGCCUGAGGACAAAGAGCACACAGGGUGAUGCGGCAUAUAUUCUGGGAACCACUGGGCUCGCUGAAUUGCAGUGGUGAAUACCUGUGUCACAUUUUCUUUACUACUUUAACAUAAAUAUAUGAAGAUUAUUGGAAAAAAGUGGGGGGAGGUCGUCAAAAAGUACGCGUGGUGUUCAGGGGGUGGGGGAUGUUAAAAAAUUUGACUCUUUUUGUGUUUACAUACUAUAUAGAUGGCAUCUCCUUGUGUUUGUUUGAGUCGGUGCUGAAUGAUUUAAUUUUGUGGCAUAAUUAUUCCUUACGGCUGACCGUUCACCUAAAUAUGAAUUGAUAUCUAUAGCAGGUAAAUGUCUGCAAAACAAAGUGACCGCAGUUUGCAUUUAUCGUCUGUCAUCUUCUUUUUCCCAUUCAGUUACCCUUUUUGAGGCCAGCUUAAUUCGAUCCCACUAGACACGCGAUGCGAGUAGUUAUUGUAUAUAUCAUAUACACAGAAUGUUUGUUUAUUUACUAAUAAUAUACUGUAUUGUACAAUUUUGAGAAGAUAUUGUACAAUUUUAGGAGUACAAGGGUAAACAGGUCUGCAUGUAUUUAGUAAGUGUUACUCAUUAUAUAUAGGAAUCAUGAUUCUGAAGUUUGUUUUCUAUAAGAGAACAGAACUAAUAUGAGGUUGGUUACUAUAACUAGUCAGUAGUUCAUUCAUUUUGUUUUGUUUUCCGUUUUUUCCACUUCAGCAAUGCUUUGAUUGCAGUCACAGUAAUCCCACAUGGGCCAGUGUGACAUAUGGGGUGUUCCUAUGCAUUGAUUGCUCAGCAGUGCAUAGAUCCCUUGGUGUACAUGUCACUUUUAUACGUUCCACACAGUUGGACACAAACUGGACAUGGCUGCAGCUCAGAGCCAUGCAAGUUGGAGGGAAUGCCAAUGCUGUUAGUUAUUUACAUGAACUUUUAUUUAUGAUUUGUUACAAUAUGUGUUCAUUUUACAAUCAUCAUGAAUAUUUAACUGUUUAUAUGUUACUCACAAUAUUAUUCAAAAGUGGAUAAAGAGAAAAAAAAUUCACGCGGCACACAUUAAGUUAAAAAAAAAGUUUGUAAAUUUAUUUUUUAAAACAAAAAUUGCAACACAGCAUUUAUUACUGGUGCGUCCUCCCCCCCCCCCCCCCAAACCCCCCAAUCUUGUGAUUAAUAAAUUAUUAAAAUGUAUUAAAGUAUAUUAAAAUUAUAAUAUAAAAUUAUAAAUUAAUUAUUAAAAUAUAUAGAAGAUAAGGAAAUAGCAUAUUUUAAAGAUGUAUUUUUUUUAAACAAUAGUUAUUCAUAUUUUACUUCAGAGAGCCUUCUUCCAACAACAUGGCUGCACUACAACUGAUGCUCAAAAAAAGUACCACAGUAGAGCAGCAACACUGUACAGAGAUAAAUUAGUUUCUCUUGCACAACAUGCAAUGAGGCAGCAUGGUACCAAAGUAUGUAUUUAACAAAACUGAACAUUUCUUUAAAUAGUAAUCUCCUUAGUGUCAAUUUUUCAAAUUUUCAUUUUUAACUUCAUCAUCCUUCAUUGGAAAUAUGACUUUAAUCAAUAGAUUGGACAAUAUUGAGCACACAAGCUUCAAUAUCUCAAACUACAAAAUUUAGCUUUAAAACUUGAAUUAAAUAUUAAAAGUGGAACUUAUUGAACAAAAUUGUAAAAAAACAAUUGCAUCAAAUUUAAAUAAAUUAUCAAAGCUUUUGCUGUUUGUAAUAUAUUUCUCCAGCUCUUUUUUGAUGACCUCGACAAAACAAAAGGUCUUAAGGUUAGAUUUUGUGGGCUUUGCUUUAUAUUGAGUUCAGAUUUUUGAAAAGCUCAAAAAAUGAUUGAGAAUGAUUUAUUUUCAGAGCUUACAUUUAUUACUUAUAAAAAUGUACUCAAGGUAGUUUAAUAAAUAUAUUCAAUCUAUCCUAAUUUUGUUAGAAACAUAAAUUGUAUGAUCACUAGUUGGUAUUUUAUUUAAUUUGAUCAUUUUAUUAAUGUUCUGUUAAACUUAUAAUUUUUGCCCUAUUUCAUACAUAUUACACAAUAAAAGAAUAAUGAAUGGAAUGAAAUAUUUCAAAUCGGGUCCUACAACAAAUGUAUUUUGAUGUGCUUUUUCUCCACCAUUUUUUAAUUCUCUGGUUUUUAUGUUUAAAAAAGUGGGAUUCUUAUCUUUUUCAUGGUCAUAAAAUAUUUUUUCAUCCUAAUCUAUUGUUGUAAACUAGAUCUACUUAUUUUUGUGAUACUUCUAAAGGCAGAGUUGGAUUGAACAUAAACAACAUUGCCUUAGUUAACAGAUAAAUUGUAUGCAUUGUUUUGAAUAAUAAUCUACUUUACACAAAUUUGCUUUCUAGUAAUUCAACUUUGUUGUCUACCUGACAUCUUUUUGUGGUACCUGCCAUCUUAAUGUGGUACUUCAGUUUUUAUCUAGGUGCUAAAAAUUGAUGUUUUUGAUACUAUUUGGUUCUGUCAAUUUAAAGAAUUGGGAGCUAAUUUUAUAUAUAUAUAUAUAUAUAUAAAAUAUUUUCUUUACAGUGCACAGAUCUAACUUUUAAUACUGUCUUACUAAUUCUUCAGUAAAUCUGUAACAUAAUUUGUAUAUUUCCUAUUUUUUCCCUUUUACUGCAUUACAUAUAAAUAUCCAUUGUCAUUCAGUGAAUAAUAGUUAUAGUAUUUGAAUUAUCAAACCCCUGAAGAAAAAUAGAAUUUGUUUAAGCUUAUUCUUCUUAUAUAACUGCCACAAGUUCAUAGCAUACUGUUUCAAACACAUUGAAAAGAUGUAUUGUGUUGUGAAAUGGUGUUUUUAAAUGACAAUUUUUUAUAUGAUUUAAUAACAUUGGAGUAAGUCUGUUGAUGUGAAUGUUUUUCAAUUAAUAUAAAAUAGUAAUUUCAUUAAAGUAAAUAAAGCAAAUGAACUCAUGUGUUGUAUUAUUUUAUUAUGAUUUAGUUAAUUAAAUAUUCAUACUUUCCGACUAUUUCAAGCUUCACAUUGAGAGCCAUCAUGAGGCUGUGACACCAGAAAAAAAGGAGGUGGACUUUUUCUCUGAACACACCCAAGAUUUAGUAGAGGACUCCCUAUCCUUUCCUAUGGAAGAUAAUGCCAGAUUGGCAGCAAGCUCUAGCAGCACUCAGUCCAAACCCAUUAUCAAAAAUGGUAAAGCAGAAGAAGGUUAGAAUUUAUUUUAAUAAUUAAUGUGAAAGUAUGUGGUAUUAUAAAUACUUUUGUUUUUACCUGUGAUUUUCUUUUGUCUCAAAAUAGUUAAAAUUGCUUCAGUGGUCUCAGAGAAUUAGAUCUAAAUAAGUGUUUGAUGAAACUUAAAAAAAGAAUUACAAGAAAUGUCAUUUUUUUUUCCUUAGAUCUUUCUGUAGGUCCUAAUGUGGAGGCUGCAUUAAGCACUUCUCCAACCCAGGCCUUAAAUCAAGCAGAGCCUAGAAAGGGAAUUAUUGGCACCAAAAAAACACCUGCUGCGAAAAAAGGGGUACCUUACCAUUUGUUUUGACUGAAUAUUUAUUUGAAAAAAUAUAUUUUUUAAUGUGGUCAAAUGCUUAACUUUUAAACCCAUAAAUACAAGUGAAGAAGUUAAAAAUUUUACAAAAUAUUUGAAUUAUGUAAUUUAAUAUAUAGUGACAUAAAUCAAAUAUCACUAAUGAAUGCUCAUAUUCUGGUGAGGGUCUGAGAUUACUCUCUUAUGACCCCGGCUAGUUCAUUGGCUACCAGCUCCAUCCUCGUGUAGGACUCUCCCGGCGCCCUGGCCUCCACCAAAAAAUCAGGUGAGGGACUCUCGGUUAACAGAUGCGCUAGUGUUUCUGGGACCAGGCUGCAAUGCCGGUAGGUAGGGUCCCUGUUAUGAUUAGCCUGUUAAAGUAUAUGCCGAUGGGACAGUGCUUGGUACACAUCUGUGUCACUAAACUCUGCUGCCUGCAACCUAACCCCCACCAUGGGUCUUGUCUGCAAGGAGUUGGUGAAAACGCCUCUGGAUGUCAUGUUGUCUGCCCACUGCCUGUUCCAUUUUGUCCUAAAAUGGUCCGCUGGCCAGUUUUUGAUUCCCAGAUAAGUUACUGGUACAUCUAGCUGAGGCUGAGUAGCUCCGGUUUUCGCCAAAGUAUCUGCUUUUUCAUUGGCACUGGCGUUGAUGUGCCCUGGAAUCCAAUGCACUGUCACCGUUCUACACUAAUUCACAGAUCUUGCACACAUCAUCUAUGAUGGCGCCUACAAAGUGCGUGGUACUCGUUCUCUUUCCCAAGAUCUCAAGAGCAGAUCUUGAGUCGGAGUGGACUAAUACAUCGAGUCCCACAAGCUCGUACCUCUGCAGAAUGUGGUGCACACUGUCCAGGGCCCUGUGGAUAACCUCCAGCUCCACAUCGAAGUUCGAUGCUGUAGUCCUACAAGGUCUUGAAAGUUCCUGGUUUGGUGGCCCUCCUGUUAGGUUCUGGAUGAGCGCACCAUACCCCGCAUUUCUUUUUCUCAUGUUGGCAGAGCUGUCCAUGAACACUUUUACUGGGGUAUUCAAAUAUCCAUCCAUAGUCUUUAGGGCAGCUGCUUUUUGUAUAUGUUCAGGGCUGCAUCAGUCAAGGCCAAAUGUAUAAUGGGAGAGUUCCGCAUAUGGCAGAUUGGCUGGGAUAAGGGUCAAUCUUUCUCUAUUGUGAGGUCGGUCAACUGUCUUCUCCGCUGUUCCACUUCUUGAUGUAUGAAUGACGAUAGUUUCAGUCGCCUACCUGCUACCCAGCUAUUUUGCAUUUGGAAUGACUGUUGCUUUUCGUUAUGCCGUCUGCCGUUCAACAGUACUUAAAAUUGCCUUUUCUCUUCGGAUUUCUAGUGGCUCUACAUUAGCCAAGAUGUCUACAGCAGCUGUGGGUGUGGUUCUGAAUGCACCACAGAUGAAUCUCAGCAUGCUGUAGUCCAUUACCGACCUUACACUGCUUAGAAACAAUGCUCUAAGCUUAAUUGUUUCUGCGUCCCAACUUGUGCAAGCCAACUUUUUCUCCAGGUUGAGCUUGGCAGUUGCCUGGGAGCAGAUGUCUUGAAAAUUAUGCAUUUGCAACUUUUGAUCCAAUUUGACCACCCGGUAAACCGGUUGCUUAUCCCAUUUCAGCGCUACAUCGCCACCUUAAGCUUGAUUGCCUGUUUGAAAAUGGUUCUGCUAUUUGUGAAUAGCGAAUAGACCAUCUUCUUGGUGUUAAUUUCCAUAUGCUACCGCUGCAUAAACCUACUGAUAGCCAAAAGGUCUGGCUGUAAUAGCCAUUGCAGUCGGUGGACAUCUUUACCGGUGCUCCAGAUAACCAAAUCGUCCACACACAUUGCAGCAUUGGAUGCUAGUAUUUGUGGCAAGUCAUUGAUAUAAGCAAGGAAGAGUGUGCAAUUGAGGGCUGACCCAUUUGGUACCCCUCGCUCCAAAGCUCUCUUCCUGGAGGUUUAACUGCCAAAUUUAGUGUUUAUACCCACCUGUACAUAUAUGCCGUACUCCAAACCUUUGAAACUUUAACAAUUAAGGUAAAGAAAUACAGCCAGAAAGGUCGGAACUUGCGUUUUCCAUGUGUUCUGGGAUUGUCCUUUUUGCCACUCUCAGGAUAUCACUUACAAAGUUGUUGUAGGCUUUUAUCUCUUACCUUUUCCCGGGGAGAGCCAACCAAAGCAAACUCUCUCCUUUGCCAUGGGAGACACACGAUUUAUGUGGGUUUUUUAGCUUCGGGCAGUCGGUUCUGCCUUACUAGUGUGCCGGGCCACGUAGAGGCAAAACCCCUGUGAACACUGCAGGAUCUGUGCUUUACAGAUCAAAUAUCACUAAAUAUCUCACAUUACAAAAUAUAGCUUUAAAAACAUUUAAUGCAUCUAAUGUAUGUUGCGACAAAGAAUCUGUAGCAUUUCGAAGACAUACUUUGGGCACCCCUCAUUUUACUCAUGUACAAACUGUCAUUUGGGAUAAAUGGACUAAGGCACAACAGAUCAGUGCAGUUUAAAAACAGGAAAUACUCAAUCAGCAGUUCCAGUCAGUCUUUGGUGACGGCAGAGAGUACUCGGAGGCUGAGUUCCUUCUGAAAACCAAAAUGAUGAACAGUACCUACCCUGUCAUGGAAGAUAUCCAGAUAUCAGAGCAGGGUGUGCUUGCCCUCCUCAAAACCAUUAACUCCUACAAAGCAUGUGGUCCUAACAACAUCAAACCACGAGUGCUCAAAGAAUUAGCCAAAGAAAUCGCUCCUGCACUGACAAUCCUCUUCCAAUCAUGGCUGUGCAUAGGAAAUGUUCCAGCAAACUUGGAGAACAGCGCAUGUCACUCCAAUCUAAAAGAAAGGGGAGCAUUCCGACCCUGCCAACUAUCGUCCGAUAUCCCUGACCAGUGUGGUCUGCAAAUUGUUGGGAGCAUCUUGAAAGCCAAAAUAUACUCAAUGACUGUCAACAUGGCUUCCGAGUCAAUAGAUCAUGUGAGACCCAGAUCCUUGAUUUUGUAGAAGAUUUGAUGACCAAUCUGGAGAACCACAAGCAAAUUGACGUGCUGGUUAUGGACUUCGCAAAAGCAUUUGACAGUGUCAAUCAUAGUUUGCUUCUACACAAACUUCAGAGAUAUUGGAUCCAAGGCACCACUAAAACAUGGAUCUCUAGCUUCCCCAGCAACCACUUCCAAGCAGUAGUGGUGGACGAUACAAGCUCCUUUGUCAGUGUGAAAUCAAGGGUCCCCCAGGGAUCUGUGCUAGGCCCCUGUUUGUUCCUAGCAUACAUUAAUGACCUACCCGAGAAACUGAAAUCACAAGCAAGACUUCGCAUAUGACACAGCGGGGUAUAGGACAAUGGCCAACAGAUCUGACCAGGACCAGCUACAACAGGAUCUCAAUCGGUUACUGAGUGGAAGAUGAGCUGGAACAUGAAAUUUCACCCUGCCAAGUGCCAGACACUAUCAGGCUCUAGAAGUUGUACUCCUCUACACUACCAAUAUGAACUGCAUGGCCAUAUACUUGAGCCAGUUUCCUCCGUAAAGUACCAAAGAGAGCUCCGCUGGGACGAGCAUAUUAAACAAUGUGUAACCAGGCAAACAAGACCCUGGGGUUCUUAAGGCGUAAUCUAAAGAUUGGCAACUCCUGUGUGAAAGAAAGAGCCUAUAUAGCCUUUUCCGUCCGGUUUUAGAUUGUGCAUCUUCAUUCUGGGACCCAUUUACCCAGAAGAGCAUUGACAGGUUCGAGGCAGUCCAGCUAGGGGAAGCACGCUUUGUCUUUAACCGCUACAGGAAUACCUCUAUUGUUGGCAGCAUGCUGGAAACACUAGGCUGGUCACCAUUGGAGGAACGAAGACGACUAUCCAGGCUCUCCAUAAUGCAUAUAUAUAAGAAUGAGCUAUUGUGACAUAAGGCCAUAGAACCGAUACGAUUUAAGUACGUUCAGAUUCCUAAAAACAAUCAGUUAUUUUCUAUUGUUUUACAAAAUGGAAUAAAUUUAAAUGGGCAAAAAAUAUUUUUAAUCAGCUUUUAUUUUAGUAAAAUUUUAAGUAUUAUUAUUAUAAAUUACAAAUUUAUUUAAAGUAUCAAAUAAGAACUAUUUUAAACAAUUUAUCGGAAUGUAAAAGUUAUGAAAAAAAUUAUUAAAAUAUUAUGAUAUAAGAAUUCCAUCUUAAUUACAUUUAUCGGGAAAACCCAAUCAUCUGUUAUUCUUAGUGGGUAUUUUAGUGGGUUGUUAAUAUUGCCAAAUAAAAGUAAAAUUUAUUUGAUCUAAAUAAUUAUGCAAAUGACUCAUAGCAGGAUUGCCUAUUUUAGCCACAGCACUAAGUUCCUUUGAUUUUAUAAUCUUGCUUGACAAAACUGAUAACAUAUUUUCCCCUUCUUAAAAGUAAAAUUAAUAAAAAUAAUAGAUGACUUUUUAAAUUGCUAAAAUUUUCUAAAAUUAAAUACCGGUACUGUAGCUUUGUAUUUUUUAACAUUUAAUAAGUUUUUACUUUUUAUUCUUUCUAAAAACAACUUUUAUGAAAGUUAUAAAUUAGGACUAGUAAAAUAAAUAAUGGGCUCGUGCACUGUUCCAGUAUUAAACAGAAACUCGUCCUCUCCCCUAUAGACAGCGACGAGGCCAUGACAGGCAAUUUUGGCUCAUACCAGCUAGAAGCCAGUAUAGGAAAUGCUCAUUCCUGCCAAAGACAAUCAGGGACUGGAACAAUCUUUCAAAGGGAACAGUUGAGGCGACAACACUAGACACAUUUGCAUCUAUUGCCUCAAGCCUUCCAACCCAUAGUGCAUGAUUCCCUCACAAAGUAGCACUUGCAAUCAGUGUCAUAUCCUCAUCAACACCAGGCACAGAAACAUUGCAAAUCCCCUCUUAUAUGCAUAGGAGCAAAAAUGAUAGACAUGUUGAUAAGUAUUUCAAGCAAAAUUAGUUAGGGCUCUUACUUUACUUUACAAUAAAAUAACACUAAUGACAAUGUAUAAGAAAUUUAAAAUAUUAUCAUUUCAAAAGCUAUAAAUAAAGGACAAUGUAAGUCAUAUAUCACAAUUACCAUACUAUAGUGUCUAUUAGGAAUUAUUUUUACUACUUUCAUUAACACUAUAUUUCAAUGUUUACAAUUUACAAUGAGUACUAUUAUUAGUAAGUACUAGUACAAGUAGAAUAAUAAUUUAAACCUUCAUUCACAAUUCAAUCAUUGUAUAAGUAUAGUGAGUGUAGGCUUAGCCUUAAGAGUACUUUAAUUGAUAUCGUACAUUAAAUUUUAAUCAAAGUGACAAAUAUAUUUUAUCUAAAGUAAGAGUUAACAUUAUUAUUGGCAUGGUAUUUUUCUAUCUUCUUCCUGCUAGUGACUGCUAGCGAAGUAGCUUAGCGAUGGUUGAAGUGACUUUAGUGUUAGUGUACUCAGUAUUGUGUUGUUCAUCGCAAUUAAUCAAAGUAAACCCAUCUUAUUGGGUAUUUACUGAUUUAGUUGUUUUUUUACCGCCUCAAAGAUUUUAUUUGUGAAAAAUUACAUAUGAUAUAUCGAAAUUGCUAGGCCUAAAAAAAGUUAGCAACUAUUGUGUUUACAGCGGAAGUUGUUAUUAAUUAUUAAAAACAGAGUUCCCACAAAGGAACCAAACAAAAUGCUUAUUUUAUUGAAAGGUCAUGGCUAGAACUAGAUAAUGUGAUACAUGAAGUAGGACAGGAAAAUACUAAAUUUUUCUAGAAAUGACUGGCGAUUGAAAGGGUCGGUUGCUUUUGUAAUUUUCUUUAUGAUGAAAAGCUAUAUUUAUAUGAAACCGGAAAUCACCACACCAAAUACAUUGGGAUUGGGCGAUUCCAAUAAUCAUAACAAAGAGGUAAAAACACAACACAAUGGGGCAAUUUUGACAUUUUGCUGCUUAGUAGGGUCUGGAAAAUUUUAAUAAUUAUAUUUUCUAACUUACUUUUGUAAAAAUAAAUAAAAAAAUUUAAUUAAGAAAUGGUUAAUGAAAUGAAAUACCGGUACACAAUAAUAUUUUUUCCCCACAAAUUUGACAUUUUCGCCCAUUUCUCACCCAUACCUCAAACUGCCCUUAAGUAUACAUUCAAAAUCACUUUAUUAUAUUAAAUUAUUUGUAUAAUACAAAAGCUGCCUUGAGUUAUUUGGCCAAAUUUUUGUAAACCAAUUUUUUAAGUUUAUAUCUGUUAUUUUUGUAGAAAGGUCUUGGAGCCCAGCGUGUGCAAAAAGAUUUUGGCGCCAUUGAAAGUAGAGCCCAGCAGGUGGACAAAGAAAGAGAAGAAAUGGCAAAAAAUGUUGUUGUAGAGGAAUCCAAAACAAAGGAGGAUCAAGAUAAGCAAAUGUAAUUUUGGAAAUGAAAUGACUUCUGUCUAUAAUUUAAAUCAACUAUUGAUGCAAUCUGUAUUCUACCUAAUUUUUAAAAAUAUAAUUUAUUAAAAAACUUUUGCAGUAUUUUAAAAUUGUUGGAAAUAUAAUGUAUUGAUGAAUUUUGCAAUUAUUAAUCCCAUUUAUUUAAACAUUACUUAAUGAUUAACAGGGCAAGUAUGAGACUAGCAUACCAGGACAUGAGCCUGCAGCGUAAAAAAGAAGAAGAGAAACUAAUGAAGAAUGACCCGAAAAAAGCAGAGCAGUUUGAACGUUUAGGAAUGGGAUUUGUUGGAAAUAAGUAGGCAUUAUUGAUUUUAAUUUUUUUGAUAUUCUGCAAAGUAAAAGAAACUUUAUUCUCAUUUUAGAAGUUUACAAGUAAACAGUUGUUUGCUUGACUUUAUAUUCCACUAACAUUUUAUUAUAUGUUAUGUUGUACUAAAAAUAUGUCUGAUCCUUUCCUGUAUAAUAAUGUCUUUAAUUACUUGAAGAAAGUACAUCCUUUCGAAUGUCAACUUUGAUUUUGCUUGUUUUACAUUUUUUGCUACAGGGGCAUUAGCCACUCUGCCCUUUCAGACAUGAAGACAAUUAGUCAAGAGGCCCCAAGCGGGGGUAGCAACUCCUCCUCUAGACGAGACUUUGACUCGUAUGGGGAAAAGCCCAGAAACAAUAGAAGGGAUUUCUUUGAUGAUGAGUUUGAAAUUGUGUCAUCCAAUUGGUCUUCCAAGUAAUAUUUGUUUCUCAAUAUUAUAAAGAAGAUACAUUUUUAUUGGAGGGUUAAACUGUGAAAAAGCUAUUUAAAAAAAAGUUGAUUAAAAACCGGCUUAUGAAGGAUAAUAUGCUUUAGUAAUAACAAUUAAAAAAAACAAGGAAAAAAAAUAGAAAACAAACAAAAGGGUCUAGCAUACUAGAUAUUAAAACAAUAAUUUUUAUGAGUUUUAUUACAUUUAUAUAUGUUACCGGCAAUGUGUGAAAUCUGGCAUUGAAUAUAAUACCUAAGAAUUAUAUAGGAUGCCAGAAAUUUGUAGGCAAAGUAUGAAAAGGUUUUUGUUUCACACAUUUCCUAGGCAUUAUAUAAAAUGCAGAAGAUCAACCAGGCAAUGUAUAGAAUACCCCGUCAUUCAUGUUUGAUUCUUUACACGGCGGUGCCCUCCCCUUGGCAUUUUGCAAGACAUACAGAUAGGAAGAACUCGAAAAAAUAAUAGAAAACGUACAAACAACACAGUAGGAAGAAGCAAAUCACCCGACGCAAGAUACAGAAACUACUACACAGAAUACUGAAGAGGAUGCAACCAAUAAUGGAGAAAACCAAACUGAAUGUGAUGGCAUGGUUACCGAAGAACCGUCCACUUCUACUGUUUGCUGUGUCUGCCUAAAAGAAAGCAGCAGUGCCCAUACAUGCCGAAACUGUCGCCGUUAUGUUCAUGUUAUUUGAGGGCAUGCUGCUAAAGAUAAUGAAGACAAGGAAAUAGAAGGUUAUGGUGUUGGUAUUUUGUGCAGCCUGUGUUUCAAGAUUAAGAGAGCUGUAGAAUUAAGCUAGAAAAGAAUUUAAAUUUAAACCUUGAAAUGAAAAUAAACUCUUUAGAAGCCACUGUGCAAGUUCCUAUUCCUAACAUUAAAAAGGGACAGGGUAACUCGCGCAAUUUGUUGGCAGUUGUUGUGACAGAAGACGCUUUUUAGCGAUUUGGAACUGCACAAGGUAUCUUGAAACAACUUUAUGCGAGAUCACAGUUCCAUGUAUGUCCAAAUGACUCAUUGAAAGUUGAAGACGUCACUGACCAUGAAAUACCUCUCCGAUCUGCUGCUAUCUCUGUCAACAGGAAGCGGUCAAGGAUUCGUGAGGUGUAUGUGCAAAACCAAAUACCAAAACAUGGUGACUUUGUAUGAAAAAGAAAAUUAAUUGCAAUUCCAAAUGCCGCUCCAGCCUUACUUGCUGCAACAAGUAGCAUGAUGCCACCUUUGCUUUCCGGGUUCGUUGUUAAGAAUGUCCUUAACUUAUUUCAUAUUUCUUCUUUCAUUUUCAAAUGUGUUUUUCCAAUUAAAACGUUUUCAUUACCCUCUUUUAAAACUUUGCCUGAAGUAUAUUUGUCAUGUAUAAUAUCUAGGCAAUGUAUAAAAUGUCUAGGCAAAGAAUGUAACCUCAUCACGAAAAUCAAAUAAUUCUUACUUUUCAUAAAAACUUCAGGCAUUCUAUAUAAUGCCUAGGUAUUUUACACAAUGCCUGCAUUUCACACAUUGCCAGUAACAAAUACAUCAAAACCAAAUGUAAGGAUUUUUUUUUUUGUGUGUGUUGUGUUAUCAGAAAGUAGUACCCUUUCUUAAACUAGUCUAAAAAGUUACUUCAUAAAUGGCUGUAAAAUGUCUUUUUUUUUAUUCAAUUCUAAUUUUAGACGCAAUGAAGAUGUUAGCUCUGGUAGCAGUAAAAAUGAUGACUUGGGCGGUUGGGGCAACAAGAAUAAGAAUGGUGGUUGGGAUAUUGACAAAUUUGAUGAUAAAACCAAUUCUUCUGAGACAAUGGCGCAGAAAAAUAAUGACAGGUAAGUUAAAGAGAUAGCAAGAGAUCAGUCUUGCUUAUGAUUCAUGGUAGGGCUGAGCCGGGUGGAAUUUUUACUCCCCAGUCUGGGUAUUUUGAGACAAUACCCGAAAGGAAAUGUGUGUGAGUAGAACCAGUAGUGAUCACAAAGGCAUGAAAGUUGAGGGUUUCAAAACAAUUAUAGUUUAUUAAUAUAAUCCAAACCCAGGGGUUCUCAACUUUUUUAGUGCCAAACCCCUUUAUAACAUUUGCUGUCAAGUUGUGACCACAACCAGAAUUAUACCUUGAAAUUUAGAAACAGGUGUUGAGAAGGGGGAGGGGGAAGAGCUCUUUUGUAGAUAAAUAAGGCUUUGGAUACCAUUAUUUUGAUUCAGGUUGUAAGGAAGCAGAAGUAAGGAUUAAGAAGAGGGCUCUGUAGAUGGGGCCCUCUCCUUAGAAAAUAUGUGGUAAAGAAAAUAUGUGGUAAAUUCACACACCUGUUUAUAAAAAUUUGUGUGGAAGCUUUCUAACUUAUAAGUUUAGGAAAACAUAAAAAUGACAUAAAGGAGAAAAAAAUUAACGAAUUAAAAUCAUGUAAUGUAAUGUAAUAAGAAUGAGCUAGAAUGACCUAACUCCAAAAGAGCAGAAAAGAUUUAAGUAUGUUCGGAAUUCUAAAAAAAGUCAGUUAUUUUCUAUCAUUUUACGGAAAUCGAAAAAAUUUAAAUGUGCAAAACAUUUUUUACAUCCGCUUUUAUUUUAAUAAACUUUUAAGUAUUAUUAUAAAUUACAAAUACAUUUAAAGUUUCAACUAAGGAACUAUUUGAAGCAUUUUAUAUGUGUUUAAAAGGUAUGAAAAAAUAAAAAAAGAUAAAAAAUCAUGAUCAAAGAAUAACACCGUAAUCACAUUUAUCGGGAAACCUUAAAUAUCAGUCGUUUUUAGUGGGUCUUUUAGUACGUUGUUAAUAUUGCGAAAUAAAAUUUUAAAUUCAUUUGUUAUAAAUAAUUACGUCAUAGUGCGAAUAACCUAUUUCUCCAAAACUCUUAGGUUUCUUUAUAGCCCCCUCCCCCCCCCCAUCUCAGACGGGGCCAUAUUUCAAUUUAAAUGUACUAUAGUUAAAGUAGUACAAUUUAGUUGUAUAAUUUUUUUUUCAUUCGAGAAAUAAUUACGCAGAAAAAUAAUUUUUACACUAAAUUUAAUCUAGUGUCCUAUAUUGUUCCACGGGGAUAUAUAAUUAGAUCUAAAAGCUUAUUCGAACAAAAUCGCACUGAGCAUGAUCCCAUAGAGAAACAGAAUCCUAAUGGGACCCAUCGGUUACACGAUCCCAUCGGGGAACAGGAUGCCAUUGAGAUCCCAUCGGGUAAUGGGAUCAAACCGGGAUCAGGAUCCUAUCAGGAAAAGGGAAAACAUCGGUAAAGAGAGUCCCUAGGUGGAACGGGAUCCCACAGAGAACGGUAUCCUAACCAGAUCGGUAGCCCAUCGGGAUCCACUGAGAUUGGGAUCCCACUGGGAUCAAGACACCGACGGGAUUGGGAUCCCCAACGGAAUCUGGAUUGUCCCUGGAAGCCACAAGAAAAUGGGAUCUCACCGGGAACGGGAUCACACCGGGAAAAGGGAUUGCGAUGGGAUUGGGGACUCAUUAGAAUUUGGGUCUUACCAGGGUGGGGGUCUUAAUGCAAUCCCGUGCAACGCCGGGUAUAUUGGCUAGUUAACAAAUAAAAAUGGCAAAAAUUUAUAUUAAUUUAUAUAAAACUAGUCCUAUCGCUGAAAAUAAUUUAGAAUGAACAUUAAAUUAAGAAAAAAAUGCAAAUUUUACACCAAAAAAACUCUCAAAUUUCUGAAAUUCUCUAGUGACCUCUGACAUUUUGUCAAGCAACCCCCGAGUGGGUCGUGACCCGACAGAUUGAGAACCACUGCCCUAACCCAUAACUAAAAUCAAACAUGGAUUUCAGCUUAGCUAUAUGUGUUCGUGUUGCUGAUUGCUAGUUGGUAUCAAUAGCAGUUUUCAUUUUCUAACUUACACAGUUUUUAAUACAAAGGCGUAUUUAUAUCAUCUUCGAGAUACCAUCCUAGCCUUCCCUCAGCUAAGCCAAUUGCUUCACUUAUUAAAUGAUCCACACAGAAAAUAAUGCUACUCAGUAUCAUCAGCCGGUCAGCAUGUGAAAUGAAAUAUUCAUAAUAAAUAGAAAGUGCCAUGGACAUAACCAAAGAUAUACAUCUUGCUAAGAAGACAAAUAGUUUUUUAAAAAUUGCAUCAAGUACAUUAUUUUAUUCAAGAGCUUUGUAGUUUCAUUGAGUGGUAAUUUAGUUAAGUGCCAAUCGCCAGUCACUUUUAUAUUAUUAUUUUUUUAAUUCAGGUAAACUGUACACAACAAAAUUAACUUUAAAAAAAAUACGCUGUUUCUAAAUAUACCUUUCUCCCAUUGUAAAAUGUAGAAAAUGUGAAGAAAAUUCUUUUUUUUUCUUUUAAACACUUGGUUACAUUUUUUUGUCAGGUCUGGGUAUGUGAAGGGUCUGCACAUCUGGGUAUCUGGGUCAGCACCUGGCUCAGCCCAAAUUUAUGGAAAGAUUCGGCUUUGUUUCUGACUCAGUUGAUAUUUUUUCAUUAUAAAUAAAAGUUAUAUUAAUUUUAAAAAAAUGUAUUUAUUAGUAUUAAAAAGAAAACGUUUAUAAUUCUUAAUAUAAUAAUAUAAAUUUGAAAUAAUUAAUAUACAUUCAUAAAUGAAUUUUUUGGUGAAAACUUACAUUUUCUCUACAAAGAAAUCUUUAGUCAAAUCACACUGAAAUACUUCAAAUUUUAAGUAAGAAAAGCUGAUAACUGAUUUAUGUGAUUAAGUUGUCACAAGUUGUUUAUUGCAUGCAGCUAUUCAUAUAAUGAAGACAAAGAAAAUGAAGCAGAUGGAGAUGUAGUUAAAGAUGAUGUCUGGUAAAUACAUGUGGAUUUUUGUUAUAGACACUACACUGUGGGUUAAUUUUACAAUCCUAUCUUUCAUUAUUUCCUAUGGCAUUCAAAUUAAGGAAAUGGAACACACCACCACACCCCCCCAAAAAAAAAAAAAACCCCCCCCCCCCCCCCCCCCCCCAAUGAAAAUUAUUUUUUUUAAAGGGUUUUGGACAAAAUAUUAGCUGUAGAAUCCUCUUUCUCUCCCUCAUGUGUUGAUAUGCACCAAAAGUAUGAUGACGUAAAAAUUAGUUUAACACAAGCUUUUUUUCAAAUAUUUAAUAGUAAAAAAUGCCUCCACUCUUUCACUUGUCAAUAUAUGUCAACUAUAUAAAAAGGUAAAGCAUAAUAUUAACAAGCAAAUAUAUGUUAACUCUUUCUCUCCGUUCUGAAGGAAUUAUCUAUUUUGCAUAUUUGUCACGCUCUACUAUGUUAUCUCCAAACCAUCAUAACUUUUUUAUUUUAUCAGAAAAUUUUAAGUUUGGUAUGGAAUUAAAGGGGAAUGCAUGCUCUUUACAGACAUAGUAAAGUAAUACAGACUUAGGUCUAAAUAUUAAUACAUAAAUUAAAUGUGAUUAUGAUUUAAGGAAAAUAAAAUUUUUUAAAUAAAAAACUCACCAAAUGUUCAAAAAAAGCUCAUUCCAAGUCACACAAAGAGAAAUGUAUAAUCCAAUGUAACAAAAAAAUUUUUUUCUGAACUAUAUCCAUAUGUGCAUCACUAAUAAUAAUAAAGAUCAUAUUUAAAAAAAAAUGAAACACCAUAGACAUUAUCCAUUGUUACAGCCACACAAAAAAUGUCUGGAAAAAACCUAUUUCACUGGAAACAAUCUGUUGCUAUAGAAAAUAUUUGCACUGUAUCCUUGUAUGUAUUAACAUUUAUUAUGGUGAAUGGAAAAUUUACCAUAAAUUUGUCAUAUCUUUUCAUCUGGGCUUAGCUAUGGUAAGCCUGAAAACAAUCCAUAUGGAUGUGCGGAUCUGACUCACAUCCAGCGCAAACGUAUACUGGUACAGUUGGCCCUGUUCUUCAGUGUUUGCACACUGUUCUUUUAGGAGCUAAUAGGCACAUGUUUUGCUCGGAUAAGUGUCAAUGGCAUCAAUGGCACAAGGAUGUCCACGGCCUGGAACGUACAAAUUUUCCCCCCCUUUGAAAUAAUGAUCACAGCAUAUUAUUUUUAUCUGUCCUCAAGUUAUUGUUUGAAUUUCUGAGGGUUAUUUUUUCUGAUCUUAUGGCCUUGUGAGCUUAUAAAAGGCUACAUUUUACACUUAUUUCUUGUAGCAUGUAGAGAAUUUUUCUCUCUGAAAAAUUGUGACAUACCAAAAGUCACGAACAAAUGGACAAGAGUUCAUCCCCAUCGUUGUUACUGCUAGAAACUUGUAGGUCUCAUAAUUAUUGACAGGUUUCCAGUCACUAAAAAUAGUCCUGCAUGUUGAAGUGUUGAUUUUUGGACUGUUGUGAAGCCGCAAUCACGGCAUUUCGGGGUGCUGUAUUUCAACUACCAAGACAUUUGAGGUGUGUGAUCAUAUUUUAGAGAGCAAGGCCGACCUUGUGUUCAUGAACGAGACGUGGGUUAAACAAGUCGGAGAUGAGGUCAAGCUGCAAGAAAUUACACCUCUGGACUACAUCCUUCACUCUUGCCCAAGGCAGUCGCAGAGUGGCGGUGGUAUUGCUGUCCUUUACAGGAGCUCCCUCAAGAAUAGUGUGACGUUCUCAAAAUCAGAAGAGUUUGUUUCAUUUGAAAUGUGCAAGAUGCAACUUAAUUAUGGUGACCAAGUGAUGAUGCUUAUCUGCAUAUACAGGCCACCUCCCAAUAAGCGAAACAAGUUGAAGAUUAGAUUUAUUUAGGCAUUUUUAUAUAGCGCUUACCUUGAAGCUCUAAGCGCUUUACAAUUAUUAAAAACAUGUAAACUAAGUAAAAUAAAAAAGAUCUGUCAGUUCACUGCUGAGUUUCUACAGCUUCUGGACACGUAUGUCUCCACCAACAAUGUCAUCAUAAUUGGCAACUCAAACUGCCAUUUUGAUUCCACCACCGACAGCUGUGUGAAGACUCUAAAAUCAGCUCUUGACACACACGGUAUGACUCAGCUUGUCAAUGUCCCGACACAGAAACGAGGUCACAUCCUAGAUUGGCUAAUUGUCAGAGAGGACCGUGCAUCUAUGAUUCACAACCUCAUUAUUGAGGCAGACCUGUUUGCCCUCAAACUCUUCAAAUCGUACAUUGUCACAAAAUCGUUCAUUACAUUAUAUUAAUAAUAAAAAAUAAAUCUACAGUAUAUAUGAUGUAUACACCUCCAACGCCAAAAUUGUAAGAGUAAACAGGUCUGUUGAGGACAAACUGAUCUCUGAUCAUUUCCCAGUAAACUUUAACUUUGACUUGAGGAAGCCAGGGCGCUUUCUGCGCACAGUCACAUCCCGUUACCUCCGAAAGAUAGAUCUAGUAGCUUUCAAUGUGGCGUUGCGGCCCUCGGGUGCAGUGAAGAAGACCCUGCGACAGACUACAACAGUGGCCUAAGAGUCAUCUUAGACAAACAUUCACCUCUGUCCAUAUAUCGCGUUACGGACCACCCUUCCCGCCAUGGCUCACGCCCUAAAUAAAGGACGCGAAGCAGCGUCGUGCAGAAUGUCAAUGAAGGAAGUCUGGCUGGACUGUGCACCGACAAAUCUUUGUUGAUCACAAGGAACAAACUAAGAAGUUGGUCCUUGCAGCUAGGACUGAGCAGUUCAGUCACCAGAUUGUAGAUUGCAGCUGAAGUAUGAACUUAUUUCCUAUUGUGGGUCAGCUGACUGGUAAACAGGAGGACAUAUCGUUGCCAAAUAACAUUGCUGUAGGCAAGAUGCCAGAUGCUCUAAAUGAAAGUUACAAAGAUCAGGGCGAGACUUGACAUUUGCACUGAUGCUUCCGAAUUCUCGCCGUUUAACGGCUCUCCUAUGAGCGAAUUUGUGGAGGUCACUAAAUCGGAUGUGAAGAAUAUACUGGUUGACACCCCAAGAAAGUCAUGUUUACUCGCCUCUCUUCCGGCAUGGCUGUUGUACGAAUGUUUGGAUGAAAUAUCAUAACUAUAUCAUAAAUCAGUCUUUGAAAACUGGUAUUGUUCCAUCCUUUUUAAAGAGGCGGUUGUAACUCCACUGCGAAAGAAAGCAAAUCUCGACCCAAAUGUGUUGGAAAAUUAUCCAAAAUCUUAGAGAAAGUCGUUCUCCACAAGCUCCUAGAUCACCUCACUUAGUGUGACUUGUUUGAGCCUUUCCAGUCAGCAUACAGGACACAUCACUCUACUGAGACAGCCCUGUUGUGCGUCGUAAAUGACCUUCUGUCAUCUUGUGAUGAGGGGCAGGUAUCCCUUUUGUCGUUACUUGAUUUAUUGGCAGCUUUUGAUACGCUUGAGCAUUGGCAUACUUCUCGAAAGUCUGCAAAAACUUUUCGGUUUGACCGAUACUGUCAUGAGAUCGCUCCGCUCAUGCCUGACUAAUUGGGUCCAAUCAGUUAACGCAAAUGGCUUGACCUCGAAGCAAUCUAUUAUCGAGUUUAAAGUAACCCAAGGCUCGGUCCUAGGCCCGGUGCUUUUCACUAUGUACGUUCAGCCCCUGGGUGCAGUGAUCAAGCAGUUUGACAUGCUAUAUCACAUGUUCGUGGAUGAUACCAAACUUCAGCAAUCCGUGAUCUCUCUCAGCUCCCUCAGCUUCUUGGUAUGACACAGAAGACAGUGGGGUCAGUUAAGCACUGGAUGACCAUAAACAAGCUCAAAUUUAACUAAGAAAAGACCGAGCUGAUCCCCAUUGCUACAGCUCAGAUGCAAAAAUCUGUAAAUAACACACCAUCCCUUACUCUCCCAGGUGUGUAGACUGAAUUUGCUCAAACAGUGCGAAACCUGGGUGUCUACUUGGACUGAACACUAACUAUGGAAAAUCACAUUAACAUGCUUUGUAAGGCGAUUUUUCUAGAGCUGCGCAGAAUUAGUCAUAUUAGACCUUUUUAAACAUUUAAUGCAUCAAAGAGGCUGAUGUCUGCAUUUGUGCUAUCACGCAUGGAAUACUGCAAUUCUCUCAUGGUGGGUCUUCUGGCUACACUCCUAGCUAAAAUUAAAAAAGAACACAAUAAUGCUGCUUGCAUUGUUCUGCGCAAACGCAAAUUUGACAAUGCUAAAACACAAAAUGUACAAAAUUGCCACUCUCUGCUACUGCUGCUUGCAUAAACUGUCGCUGUCCUAUUUCAAAGCUCUCAUGACGCCUUAUGUACCACAAGAUCUCUCCGUUCAUCCGACAGUGGCAAACUCUGGAUACAGCGAGUCCGCCUUGAGACCUACGGAAGGCGCACUUUCGCUUUUGCUGGCCCAAGAAUCUGGAACGCCCUUCCUGUCGCUCUCAGAAACAGCCAGACACUGCAGUCUUUCAAAACUAAGUUGAAAACACAUCUUUUUUGCACUCACCUCCUGGGGGUGAUGUAACCCACUGCCUUGUUUCCAGCUUGCUCAUAUUUCUUGAUGUAGAUUUUGUAUUGUUGCGUUUUGUAUUUUAUUUGUGGAAAAAAUAUAAAUUGUCAAAUAUGGUUGACUUUGUACCGCGUUUCGAGCCUUAAUUAGGGAUGAAGCGUGUUUUUGAAAUGAACUUUAUUAUUAUUAUUAUUGAUUUUAAUUCUUUAGGAAGCAUACUCAUUUAUUGAGAGUACAAGCUUGUGAAUAAUAUGUGUGUCAGGCAAAGUAAAAGAAAAAGUCACUGUCAUUUGACAAGCUCCAAAUACACCUACAUUUUGCAGAUGUAAAAAUCUGAAAUUGCACUCUGUUUUAGUUUUAGUGCUAAGAUCAACUGCUUUCCUAUUAGAAUCUACAUUAUUUAUGGUAGGAAACUUAUUAGCACUAAUACAAGGAAGUUUAGAUUGGAGUGGGGCUGGUUGUUCAUCAGUUGAUGAAUUAUCAAUUUUCUCACUUGUACCGUACUACUAAUACUAGUACCAGUACUAGGAUUAUAAUUAUACAAUUCAUGAGAAUCAGCCUUUGCAUCCGAAAUCUUAAUCGUCAUCAGCGUAAUAUUUUCAACCUUUAUUAGAUCGAUCGCCAGAUGGGUCAGGUCAACAAAAAUAAAAUAGUUUAAAUAGAUAAAAGAAAACAACCGUUUCAAACACUUUGUUCUGUACAAAAAAUGCUUUGAAUAUUAGGAAAAAAAGCGAUGCUUAUCAAAGGGAAAUCACUCUAAAUUUGAUGAAAAGUAAUUUAAAACCAAUAGCUAAGAAAAGAACUGAAGCAAACAGGUUUUUAUGCAUCGGCAAUGCCAUACUAAAUCUGUCAGAAAACCUAAUUUAAAAUCGACAAUGGGAGCGUUUAUCUGGAGAGAAAGAGUUAAAAUGCAAAGUUUUUUAAGUUAAAAUUGUAAAGUGGUGAACUAUUUUACACAAACAUGCCUGCACUGUAUUUAAAGCGCACUUUGUUAAAACAAAGGCAUUAUUUUUUAUCACUUUCCAUUAAAAAUGUCACGACAUUAUUUAACUAAUGCCUUAAACUUAAAUAUAAUAUAUUGACCAAAUUUUUAUAGUUAAAAGUGCCUUGAUAAUAAUCGUGGACAAAAUUUCAACUUUGUAGCAUCCCUAAAAAAAAAUAAAAAAAUAAAUGUAAAGGGAAUUCAAUUUAAUAAUGCAUUCUCAAUAAUUUGGACUGGUUUUUUUUUUUUUGUUCAUCCCAAAACCUCUUCAUAUUUUUGUGUGGUUCAAAUGAACAAAAGUAUCAAAAUAUUUUGCAAUAAGAUAAAGAAUUUUAGUCACUUGUAAUAAAAGAUGUGAAAGCAGGGGGUUGUAAGAAUAUGAGAAUAAAAGUGCUAUUAAAAACUGAGUUGCAAGCUUCUUGUGUUCAUCCUACAAAAGUUUUUACAUAGAGGUUAAUUGCCACAAAUGGAUAUACUGUUUUUCCUGUUAGCUUAUGUCUUCAUUUCUUUGAAUUGGUAACUUGUUGGCAUAAGUAAGAUAACUUUACAUAAAAUUUAUGCAAGAGAAUUCAAACAUAGCUUGUUCAAAUAUAUUUUAUUUUUAAGUUCCAUUGAUGAUUCCAUUUGAGAUGGUUAUUGUAGGAACGUAACGUUACUAUGAAAUUGGAGAUGGGUAGAGGGUGUAAUGUGUAUGAAUAACUUCUCAAAAAGUGAUACAAAAAUAAGAUUUUUCCUUGAAGCUGUAUUAGGUAAUUGUGGAUGACCAAAAAAAAAGCCCAUUGUAUAUUCAUCAUAACAUUUUUUGGCACAGUAUGUUAAUUAGCUUAGUGAGCCAUUCACUAAAUGAAGUUUAAAAAAUUACAUUAGCUGACAGUUUAACACACUCUUGCGAUAGUAGCCAUAAAAAAUUUUUGCUUUUACUUUAACUGUUGAAAAAUCCAUGUUUGUCAUCCAUUUUUUGGUAAAAAGCUUGAUUUUAUUUUUAUACCUUUUGUUUUUUGUGUCAAUUUACACAGACCAUUAAAAUGCUUAUGUUGAAGUAUUUGAUUUGAUUCCAAAUAAUAGACAGUGGUGUGUGCUGGCAAUCGCUUUUAGUUCAUCAUGCUAUCAUGAAAAAGUUCAAAGAGAUCAGAUCCUAACAGGUUUAUUUCAGUUGAUGAAUUAACAUGUAAUAGAUACAUUUAUUUUGAAUUUUAUUGACUGUAUCAUGCAGUUUUAACAAUCUUUAUAAAGGGCUUGUAUUUUUAAAAUUGCAAGAAAAAAUAAAUGAGGGCUUUCAGUUUUAUGUUAAUAUUUAAUUAUUUUGUACAUUUCAUUUUCAUGAAGCUUUAUUUCCCUCUUUUUUAAAUUGUUUUUUCUUUGUGAUAGGCCCUGUUAUCAUUGAUUUUGUUAUUAAAUACUUAAAGCUUAGGGAUCACUGAAAAAUUAUAUACACUGAGACUGGAAAAAAAAAGGUAACCCUUUUAAUUAUGAUGAAAACAAAGUGUAAAUAUUUAUCAAUUUUUUAAAAUCUAAAACUCAUUGUAAUUCUAACAUGAUGAUUAACUAGACACAAAGAAUUAUGUUCAGCUUUAAUUAUGAUUAUACAAAAUACAAGUUUAGACAUUUCGGCAAAUGCCUUCAUUAGUACAAAAAACCCAUUAAUAUAAGUAUAACCCACGAGGGUUUUGCGCCCAAUCUUAUUCUUUUCUCUCUUUUUUUAAGUAGGAUACAUGUAUUUUUAUAUCAUGUAAAUUUAAUUUAUGCUGUUUGUCCACCAUUAACUUCAACACAGGCUUCAAGAUGCACUCACCAUUGACCAAUAGCUGCAUCUAUAACUGGCUGAUCAAGCUCAUCCCAUACAUUAACAAUUCGCUUAUGGAGUUCUUAUAUGUUCUGUAUUCUUUCUCGUGCAUUAUUCCCCAAAUCUUCUAAUCAACUGGAUUAAAGUCAGGUCUAUUUACUUGUGUUUUUCCUCAUUAUUACAAGGGUUUCCUUUUUUCCCCAGACACAGUGUAGCAUUGUUAUAUAUGAAAACUUUUGAUAUUUUUGUCUAGGUCAAGUCGAAGCCGAAAAACCCAAGAGUCAAGUUCAAGUAUUGAUAGCAGUGAUACAGCUCAGAAAAAGUUUGGCAGUGCCAAAGCUAUCUCUUCUGAUCAGUUCUUUGGUAACAAAGACAAUGAUGUGAGUCAUUAGAAAGCUUUGAAAAUAUUUUCUGUCUGAAAAUAAGCUGAUUGAUCAUUUCUUUAGGAAAUCGUCUCUAUUUCUCAAAUAAAAACUCACAUUUUAAAAAAUCAAACUAUGGGUAAUUUAAAUAAACACAGCUUACGGUUGCCUAAAUGUACAUUUUUAUAUUAAUUUAAUUUGUAUUUUUUAUUUUUCUUGGUUCAUAUAGUUUGAAACCAGGCAAAAUUUAAACCGGCUAGAAGGUCAGUCAUCCAUCUCAAGUGAUGAUUUCUUUGGAGGAAGCACUACCAGUUCUCGUAGACAAAACUAUGGAAGUUCUACCCCUGAUCUGCAGGAUAUAAAAGAUGGUGUCAAGCAAGGUGUCACCAAAGUGGCUGGAAAAAUAUCUAGUUUGGCAAAUGGAGUCAUGUCUAGUUUACAGGUAAACCAAGUUAAUCAAUUUAAUUUGAUUUAA
Messenger RNA from Lymnaea stagnalis (great pond snail), 27845 nucleotides. The record is from the annotation of a GenBank genome assembly. Lineage: Eukaryota; Metazoa; Mollusca; Gastropoda; Lymnaeidae.